Molecule: messenger RNA, 1041 nt
Organism: Penicillium antarcticum
Lineage: Eukaryota; Fungi; Ascomycota; Eurotiomycetes; Eurotiales; Aspergillaceae
Exons: 1
Coding region: 1-1041 (346 amino acids)
Source: RefSeq, a predicted model, not a curated record
AUGUCCCACCUGCAACAGGAGUCACACCCUGGACACGAGCUGUCAACCUAUGAAGAAUUACCAGUAUACAAUUACUCGACAGAAAUCGAAGAACUCUCAAUGGCUGUAGAGAUAUCGAAAUAUAAAGAGCCGUCAGUACCCGAAGAGCUGUCAGUAUAUAAGCCCUUGCCAGUCAACCAAGUGCUGCCGGUAUCCGAAGAGGCACUUCCACCUCCGCCACCUCUUUGGACCCUGAGAGUGCUGUAUCUUUGCGGCAUCCUAGCCGUGAUCGGAGUUGCCCUUAUGCUAUUCGAGAUCGCCUUGGGUAUGUUUCCUAUUAUGAUACACGUUAUCAGAAGUCUUUUCGGUGAAAGUACCUGCGAUGGCUAUACUGCAAAUGAAUGGUACAAGGGUGGCUAUGAUGUUGUUUAUAAUGAAGCUCUUGCCACUGCUUCAAACAACAAGUAUGCCACGAUCAAGAGGCGUCAUAAAUCCGAUACUCCAACAAUAGUCGAGAUCCCAGGCCUCCCCGCGACAGUCCCCGUUUCUGCAAGAUGCGAAACCCCCGAGAACAAACUUCAUACUCAGGAUCAGGGAGAGGAGGUUUCACCGACAACUGUCGUGGGUACCACAGAUAUCAUGGCCAAAGAUAGCAUUCUCGAGGAAAGCGGGCUGACAGAAAAUGAACUUCAGCUCGAGGGACGAGAAGAUAUAAACCCCCAAGAGAAGAAAGAAGAGGGUCUCCCACCGCCAUACGCAAGAGUUUGUGAAGUGAACAAAACAUGCCCAUUGGGAUAUAGAUGCCUCGACGCCACAUGCGUCCGGGGCUGCGACAGCACAGAUGACUGCCCGGACGGAUACCACUGCAAGUAUGGCCGAUAUGGAUAUCGAUGCUUUGAGAAGAUGGGUCGACAUCGGGAAUGUAUGGAACACGGGCAUUUCUGUCGUCGGAAUCUGGAGUGCUGUACUGGUUACUGUAGAAGACGGGCCAAGGGGGGUGAUUUCUUGUGCACGCCUAAGCCUGGGGGUGUGGAUGGACAUGCUGAUGGGUUUGAAAAGUAG